AUGGAGGAGACGGAGGCGGACGCGGAGGAGGAGGAGGAGUGGGGAUGUUUUCGAUGCCACAGUAUCAAUCACGAUGGUGGGUCACCGACCAAAACGACGCUUGAGCAAGGGGAUUCGAUUGACGAUUCUGAAUUCUCCCGUGUCGAGCAAAUGGAACGCACUCAUCAACCUGCUCGCCCGAAAAAACGUCUCGCUUGCGACGCCUGCCACAGGCGCAAGCUGCGGUGCUCCAAAGAUCCCAGCGGAUGCAGUCGAUGUGUACGGGAGCGGCUCACCUGCAUCUAUAGCCCUGCCCUCAAGGUCGGGCGCCCGAGUAAGGCCUCCGAGGCCUUGCAUAGUAAUAAUAAUAAUAGACAGCUGGCCUCUCCUCCAGAGGCUCUGAUUUCCGACUUCUUCCAUUUCCCAGACGACGAUGACGAUGUUACUGCUGCUGCGGCCGCCGCAGCGUUCGGAUUGUCGACCAUGGCGGCCUACACGGAGCCUCUCGAGGCACUCGGGCACCAGACUGCAACGCUGUUCGAGUCGCUCGGGCAUUCGGCGUCCUCGAACCACAACCACUACCAGGACCAUGCGCCCGGUGCGCAUGGUGAGAGUGGCACCUGGCGAGCGGAUAACGAUAAUUCUCCCGUAGGAUACCCUCACGCAUCCGCAGUCGAUCCUCAGCUGUCAUCGUGCUCCGUAGGACCGGCGGCCAAUCCGUCUCACACCAUAAUUACGCAUACAACGGAACUGCUCUCGCGCCUGCAGCAAGACGUUCUCCGGUAUAAGUCCGCCACGUACGGCACCCAAAGAGACAGCAAUGCCUCCUCCUCUUCUCCGUUAUUGUCGUCGUCAUCGUCACCGCCGUCCUGGCGUGGCAGACCUGUAGAGGUGGCCCUGAAGCCCGCACAAGAGACGCUGGAUAUCAUCAUCGACCUCCUCCUGAAUGCCCAUGGGGAGAAUGAGCAGAACGCACAAUCGCCCCCCUCGUUUGAUUGGCAGACUGCCUUACACCUGGUCCUCUCGCCGGCUUCCGUGCUCCUCUCCACGUACAGUGAGAUCGUGCAGGAUCUCCGAACCGUCACGACGCCACUCUGUUCAUCGUCAUCUAUGUCGAUCGCCUCGAGUACGUCACGCUCGCGUCCCUUGAAUUCGAUCGGGUUCCGAAUAGGAGACUUACAGUUUCACGGGCCGCUGCAAUUGAUUCUCCUGGCGACGGUGCUCCAGUACCAUCUCAGUCAGUUUGGUCACACUUUGGAGACGUUUCGCAAUAAGCACUUGGACUCCAUCAAUUCGAGUAUUGCAGGGAAUCUGUCGUCAUCUACAGUAUCGGGGCUACAGUCUACCAUUGAACACUUAUUAUCCAAAGUUAGAAAUAUUCUACAGAGAUCUCCCGACAACUAA
This is a messenger RNA of Aspergillus tanneri, 1383 nucleotides long. Its product is annotated as Zn(II)2Cys6 transcription factor domain-containing protein. The transcript has 2 exons. The coding region runs from base 1 to 1383 and encodes 460 amino acids. The record is from RefSeq and is a predicted model, not a curated record. Gene Ontology annotation, molecular function: DNA-binding transcription factor activity, RNA polymerase II-specific; sequence-specific DNA binding; zinc ion binding. Gene Ontology annotation, biological process: positive regulation of transcription by RNA polymerase II. Gene Ontology annotation, cellular component: nucleus. Lineage: Eukaryota; Fungi; Ascomycota; Eurotiomycetes; Eurotiales; Aspergillaceae.